Messenger RNA from Sphaerulina musiva SO2202, 1905 nucleotides. Its product is annotated as aromatic compound dioxygenase. The record is from RefSeq and is a predicted model, not a curated record. Gene Ontology annotation, molecular function: ferric iron binding; oxidoreductase activity, acting on single donors with incorporation of molecular oxygen, incorporation of two atoms of oxygen. NCBI's taxonomy places the organism in Eukaryota, Fungi, Ascomycota, Dothideomycetes, Mycosphaerellales, Mycosphaerellaceae. The transcript has a single exon. Bases 554 to 1690 code for a protein of 378 amino acids.
CGGCCUUGCCAUAGAGUGCCCUUCCUCCACUGCAGCCGGUCCUCCGUCUCCCUGCUCCACUCCCACCACUACUGUGCUCAGAUAUGACUGGCCACCCUCCGUCCGCUAAGAUAGUCGGCCCUCUCACAAUGGAAGGCCGUUUCACGCUGCUGACGACUAGAGCCAGACCAUUCGCUGCUCUCAGUGCUCUCAGUGCUCUGCCACGUCCAAUCAGCUGCUCCGCAAUGUCAUGCUCCGCCAGAGCGUACGCAAGAUGAAGCACGGUGGCCUGCCUAUUCAGGUGUGGGCAGAAAGGACUACGGACGUGUUGUCGUUACACGCGCCGCUUCUCUUCUGGAGCCACGACUCCACCAGCGACGACGUAUCCUUCUGCUCGGCGCUUUCGAGCAAUGGGGUGUUGAUCUGGCUAUUACGCGGCUCGUCAAGUAUGUGUAUACACGACCGCAGCUGGCAGGAGGUCGAGUGAAGUAUAAGAACCCUCCUCGAUAUCAGCUUCUUCUGUACCACUCGACAUCCAACGACACUCGAACAACACAUUCCUACAAACAAGGCAAUGGCACCCGUCACUCAACUUCUGGCCCUUGGCCUCCUCUCCGUCGGCUCCCUUGCUCACCCCGGCCACAGUGUCGCGGAAGAAGCAGCAGAGCGAGCAGCAUUUGCAAGCCUCAAGCCUCGUAGCGUCCGCUCCUGUGCCUCUGAGCUGAAGCGUCGAGGCCACCUCGAGACUGCUCUUGCUCGUCGUCAAGCUUUUGCCAAACAGGCCCGCGCCAAACGCUCGAUCCCCGCCGACAAGCCCCUGGCUCGCCGCGACUUCAGCGACUACGACUUCUCCCACCUCUCAACCUCCGGAGUCAAGUACGGCGACGACGAGCUCACCCUCUUCUCCGACAACUCCAGCUGUGUCCUGCAGCCAGAAGUCACCCAGGGUCCCUACUACAUCGAUGGCGAGCUGAUUCGCUCUGACAUGUCCGAGGACCAAGCCGGUGUCCCUCUCUUCGUCGAUAUCCAACUCAUCGACACCUCCACCUGCGCCCCUGCACCCGCCAUCUACGUCGAUGCCUGGCACUGCAACAGCACUGGCGUCUACUCUGGCGUUUCCGCCCGCGGAAACGGAGACUCCGACGACACUUCUAACCUCGACAACACCUUCAACCGCGCUCUGCAACAAACCGACGUCAACGGUGUCGUCCAAUUCGAAACCACCUUCCCGGGUCACUACACUGGCCGUGCCACUCACAUUCACGUCCUCACCCACAACGCCGACUCCACCAUCAUCCGCACCAACGGCACCUUGCUCGAAAAUGCCGGAAACUUCACCACCUCCUCCUCGCACGUCGGCCAAAUCUUCUUCGACCAAGACCUCAUUUCCCAAGUCGAAGCCACCGAACCUUAUGUGAGCAACACGCAAGAACUGACCCUCAACUCCGAAGACUUUAUUCUCGCCCAGGAAGCCGCGGAUAUGGAUCCUUUUGUCGAAUACGUCAUGAUUGGCGACUCGAUUGAAGAUGGAAUUCUCGCUUGGAUUUCUUUGGGAAUCGACCCUUCGGUUGACGAUUCGAUCGGUUCGGCCGGAACGUAUUACAAGGAGGGUGGUGUGGCUAAUCCCAAGUCCGGAAUGGGUGGUCCUCCUCCUGGAAACGGCACUUUCCCACCGGGAUGGUCCCCUCCAAAUGGGACGACUGCUGCUUAAGAAAUUGCGGCAGCAGCAGCAGGUUGAGUUGAGUGUCAGAAUGUUGGAGAUGGAGAGAUACCUAAGCUAGGCACACAAAGGUAGAAACGGUACCUCCUUGCCUCUACAGGACUUUUUUCCAAUCUCCGUCGUAGUGUAGGGCUUAGAUUAUAGAUAGAUAAAUACCUACCCUACAUAGGUACCCAUUUACCGUACUGAGAUUACACAGAAUACAG